GAACACCCCGUCUGAUCCGCUUCCGUUUGCUCGUGUUUCCGGGUUGUGUCUCCACGCUGGUUUUUGGUGUGCAUCAGCCGGUCGGUCCGUGGUUACGAGCAGUAAACACAACGUUAUGGACGGACCCCAGGAUAUUUAUAUGUUAGAGCCGGAGACCAGUCACUUCGUACAGCAUUAAAUCAGUAUUUUAUCAGUGCUCUGUUGUCAGCAGGGCAGCAUCAGGAAACUGGGCACAUCCAGGUGUUUCAGUGUGUGAACAAAGUGCAAGGUCCCGUCUCAGCACAGAUAUGAGCUGUGAGCGGCUCUAGAUACUGCUCCUCGCGUCCCCUCUUCAUAUCACUUACAUGUCUUUUGAGACUUAGUUUUAAUACGCUAGUUUUAUUUUGCACAGAAAAUGUCGUGUCUUUUACUGGGAGUCAUACGGAGACAGGGUGGUGUUUUGGCAAGUGCCAGGGUUCGGUCCCUGGCCUCAGUCCCCUCGCUGCCCCCAGCAGUGGCUGAGUUUGUGAAGGGAGCAGUGGAGGAGUGUAAGCCCAUCAGUGUGCAUGUGGUCACGGGAACGCCAGAGGAAACAGCCAACAUUCUGGCAGGUCUGGAGAAGGAAGGGAUGGUCAAGAAGCUUCCUAGAUAUGACAACUGUUGGUUGGCACGUACAGACCCAAAGGAUGUGGCUCGGGUGGAGAGCAAGACCGUGAUUGUGACCAAGAGCAAGAGGGACACCAUCCCCAUCCCUGCUGAAGGGGUGAAGAGCCAGCUGGGCAACUGGAUGAGCGAGUUGGACUGGCAGAAAGCCAGAGAGGAGCGUUUCCCUGGCUGCAUGGCAGGUCGGACCAUGUAUGUGAUACCCUUCAGUAUGGGUCCAGUAGGCUCCACUCUGAGUAAAUAUGGUGUGCAGGUGACGGACUCGCCUUAUGUUGUGGCCAGUAUGGGGAUCAUGACACGUAUGGGGACACCUGUCCUGAAGAAACUUGCUGAAGGAGUGGAGUUUGUCCGCUGUCAGCAUUCUGUGGGAAGACCUUUACCACUGAGAGCCCCUCUGGUCAACUCAUGGCCCUGUAACCCGAACAAGGUGCUGAUAUCUCACCUGCCGGACACCAGGCAGAUCCUGUCCUUUGGCAGUGGCUAUGGAGGAAACUCUCUCCUGGGGAAGAAGUGCUUUGCCCUCCGCAUCGCCUCCCGCAUCGCUAAGGACGAGGGCUGGCUGGCAGAGCACAUGCUGAUCCUUGGUAUCACCAACCCUCAGGGAGUGAAGCGUUAUGUAGCAGCAGCCUUCCCCAGUGCCUGUGGUAAAACCAACUUGGCCAUGAUGAAACCAGCUUUGCCGGGCUGGAAGGUUGAGUGUGUGGGAGACGACAUCGCGUGGAUGAAGUUUGACAGCCAAGGUAAACUGAGGGCCAUCAACCCAGAGAACGGUUUCUUCGGUGUGGCUCCGGGCACCUCAGACAAGACCAACCCCUACGCCAUGGCCACCAUUGCCAAAAACACCAUGUACACCAACGUUGGUGAGACCAGUGAUGGAGGGGUGUGGUGGGAAGGACUUGACCACCCUGCAGCCGACAUCACACUUACAGACUGGCACGGCAAAACCUGGAAACAAGGAAGCUCGACUCCUUGUGCCCACCCCAACUCCCGCUUCUGUGCCCCGGCAGCUCAGUGUCCCAUCAUUGACCCCCAGUGGGAGAGCGAGGAGGGGGUUCCAAUUGACGCCAUUAUCUUCGGUGGCAGGAGGCCAGAAGGGGUCCCUCUGGUCUACGAGUCUUUCAACUGGCAACAUGGAGUCUUUGUUGGAGCUGCAAUGAGGUCUGAGGCCACAGCAGCUGCUGAGCAUAAGGGCAAGGUGAUUAUGCACGACCCCUUCGCCAUGCGGCCAUUCUUCGGCUACAACUUUGGCGACUACCUCGCUCAUUGGCUGAGUAUGGAGAGCCAAAAGGCCGUCACUCAUCUGCCCAAGAUCUUCCAUGUCAACUGGUUCAGAAAGGAUGCCACCACCGGUGCCUUCCUCUGGCCUGGCUUUGGUGAAAACGCCCGUGUGCUGGAGUGGAUCUUCAAGCGCUGCAGCCGGAAGAGGGAGGACGAGGCAGCAAAGAAAAGCAUUAUCGGCUGGCUGCCAGAAGAUGGUGCCAUCGACACUAAAGGCCUGAGCAGCAAAGUGGAUAUGGGCGCCUUGUUUGACGUGCCCAAGCCUUUCUGGCAGAAGGAGACCAAAGAGUUGAGAGCCUACUUCACUCAGCAAGUUGGAGCUGAUCUGCCAGCUCAGGUGGAGGCUGAGCUGAAGGCACUGGAGGAAAGAGUGCACAAGUAAAUCCUUAUUAACCCCACAAAGAAGGCGGUAGUCCCUGAUGUUCAGUUCAUUAGGGUGCAAUCAGAGUCACUGACUGGGUUUACAUACAAAGAGACUGAAGUUCUAAGCCAGGUUAGAUAGUCCAGUUUUGGUUUGAUGCAAAUAAACAUAGUAAAGUAGUUUUGAUAACCUGGUUGAGAUGCUUGGCUGACACAUAACUGUGGCAUAGAAACAUCCUACUUGUGUUUGAUUUUUUUUCAACAUAGGAUAUAUACUGAAAAGGCAAAAAACAUGGCAGUGGUUAAUGAAAGAUUAUUUUUUUGGAACCACAUUUUCAUAACUAUUUACUGGCAGAUUAUUAAGAGUAGACAUGGGUUUGUUCAAUCACUGGUCGAUUAUUAAGGUACACCUAAAAAAGACCAAUAUCCAAGCCAGUAUUUAAAUUUGUCCGUGCAUGAAAAGACAGUCAGUGACUCUUGAGUUUCUCUCAUCAUGAAGAGAAAUCAGUUAGGAAUUAAAUUUCAGAGAUGGAAUUGGUAGAGAAAUUAAUCUACAAUGCAUUACCUUAGUGUUGGACACUAAUGCUACAAAACUAACAGACUGGUGCUGGUUUGGUGGUGGCUGGAACGUUUGACUCAACAUGAAUGUUAUAUUACUGGGAAGUUAUCAGGCUAGAGAGAAGCUAAUGUCAUUCUCUCCAUUCACUCACAAAACCAGUCAUGGUACUGGAGUAUAAUCAUCAUGGCCUAAUAGUGCCUUUUGAGACAUUUAACAAUGUUUUAACAUUUUUACACAUCCAGAGGUUUUAAUACACUAUGGGCAGUCAUGAAAUGUUAUUAUAUAUUUUAAAUUUAGCUUGAUAUUAAGAAAAAAAACCUUUUAUAAGUCUAUUAACUACUAAAAAACAUUGUAGCAGAUUUCCUGUGGGGUUGAAGAUUACUAUGCAUCAUUCAUCUUGCCUGUUUUGUAAUGUUUGUGAUUAAAUGUUUGAUUGCUGGUGAUGUUUACACACAGUAUGUGAAAUGUUGGACCAAUAAGUACAAGUGAGAAUAAUAGGUAUUUGUAGAAGCUGUAUGCCAAAGUUAAUAUUACAAUGCAAUGAAUAUUUUCAAAUGCAGAGGCAAUGCCUCAUGUUAAUUUUUCAGUAACUGAAAAUAAAUCUAUAUGUGAGAUACAAAAUAUGUCAGAGAAUAUGACAAUAGACAGUACAUAAUCAAAUGAGAUUACAUGCCACGUUACAAAAUGAUCUGUAAAAUAUGACAAAAUUAAAUUACAAAAACAUUUCAAAAUUAAAUAUAUUCUUGUACUACACUGAAAUGUGUGCAGACCUGCUUCUGGUGUCACGUUCACUACAUUUAUUUUCAUUUCCUCAUUUAGACUACAGUUCCCCACAGACUACAAUUCUGUUUGCUCCUAUCUGAUUACUAAUGCAGGUUAGUAAUGCAGAUCACUAAUCACACAACAAUAGAUGUGUGAGGUUAGCACAAAAAUAUGAGCUAUGAUAGUAUCUUUACUGACAAAACUAUUUGAUAGUUUAGAGAUGAUUCCUGCAGGAUGUGGAAGUUUUGAUAUUUUUGCCAUUGAAGUGUAGGCAGUAUAGAUGACAUUUUCCUGGCCCCAGUGUCGUUUUCAACAUUAACUUCUUGUAAAGGUAAAACGUUAGGAGUUCAACCCAAAUGUGAUCAAAAAACAUUACUCAUUUGUUCUUCACUUGAGCAUAGAGGUCAUCUGGGUCAUCAGCAGUCUGAAUCUUUUUUUGCUGGUUUGUACACCUUGACCUGUUAAUUCACUGUACCCUGCUGCUGUCCACUGUCCUUCACUGACAAUCCAGGGCUCCGCUCGGAGAAGAAGAUAUCUUCAUAAUGAAUGUCUUCUGUUUUACAGGCUGGCAUUUAAGAGAACCAAAUAUUGUGAGCUGGAACCUUUCAUAUUAAAUAAUUACAGACCGAUCUCAAGUUAAUUAAAUGACAUUUUGGACAAAUUUAAAUCUGGUUUCUGACAGCAUCAAAGAAUGGACUGCAUUGAUAAAUGUGUUACAAGUACACAACAGUUUAGUAUUUCCUACCUGGCUCUGUUGUGAAUAUAGAUGUUUCAACUUGAAACUCUUGGAAGACACUAGACAGCUGUCAGAAUGAUUAUAACAAUGAAUAACAACUUGGAUCAUACAGUACUUUCGUUCCCUAUAUGGAUUUUUAGAGUCAGCCACUUUAAUCAGUAAAAUAGUAAAUGUGAGGAAUUUGUUGGUGCAGAAAAGAACAAAACUGAUACAUACGUACAUUCAUGCAGUGGUGAAAGAAGUAUUCAAAUCCUUUUACUUAAGUAAAAGUACCAAUACAUCAAUGUAAAAAUACUCAAUUACAAGUGAGAGGUUUAGAGGUUAAGUUAAUUCAUAUAUCACUUGUUUUACUAAAAAUAUGUUUAUGAUGUUUACACAGUUAACUACUUAGAUUUUUAUGUUUGCUUAGUUAUUAUUCACAUAUUUCCCAUUUAAAUCGUUACAACUGCAUUUUUAAAACAGUUAUAAUAAUCUGCUGGAUCUACCUCUGUAGUUCCCUCACAUUUAACGCAGUUUGAGUCCAUCUACCUUCUGAAUGGUUAGUUCAGUCACAUGUGAGGGAGAACAAGGAAGUGUUGUGAAGAUGGUAAUGUGUGGAGAACAGUAAGGUGCUGCUUAAGAAGGUUAUCUCCCUCCAUCUUGCUGUUUCCUCAUAUUAAGAGUGAUCCAACCAGCACAUAUCAAACCCACCUGUUACAUUUGGUGGCAGCUGUGUGAUCAUCUUGGUUGUUUUGUGCAUUUGGUGAGUUUUAUCCCCGAUUUGUGGAUAUUGUCACUUUUUUGCUACCUGUAAUUCUUUCACUCUUUGAAAGCAGUUGAUGAAUAGAACUAUUAGUUUUUGGGGAUAUCAGGGAUUUUGUCUUCAGUUUUUCCCCAUUUUCAUGCUUUCUGUGAUUGUUUUUGAAUGGGACAUUCAAACCAUGUCAGAUGAUAACAGUGAAUUUGUGCAUGAGCUGCAGCAACUGUCACACUACAACAGAGGUCAGUGGAUGUUACAAGAACCAGUGCUGCCCCUUUAGUACCACAUUCUGUCUCUGAUGCCCAGACCUUUGACCUGCUUGUAAAGAGGAUGGAACUGAAUCUUUCACAAGAUGUUCUUCAUGCUUUAAAGUGGCAGUGUAGGCUAAGACUCCACCUGGUGCAGAUUUGUCUACAUUGAUGUCCUCCAUUCUCCGUACCUGACUACCUGAUGCUGCAUUUCUCUAUUGGGACAGCCUGCCUUCUUUAACCCAGAGAGACUAUGAUUUUGUAAAGGAGAAACCCAGAAAAGUUUUUGGGGCAAAAUACUCCCUGUUUUUCCAGUCUCCUGAAAGGCAUGCACACUCUUGCUCCAUCUGACGGGGAAAAUUUCAUUACCUUUGGUUGAGGGGAAAACAUCAGCUACUGCAUUACGGCCCCAGGAUGAUACCCAUACCGUUAACGACUGAUGACAAUGACUCUCAAUCACAGCUCCCUUUCUUUUAACAUCUUGGCUAUUG
Molecule: messenger RNA, 5815 nt
Organism: Xiphias gladius (swordfish)
Lineage: Eukaryota; Metazoa; Chordata; Actinopteri; Istiophoriformes; Xiphiidae
Gene: pck2
Product: phosphoenolpyruvate carboxykinase 2 (mitochondrial)
Exons: 11
Coding region: 395-2302 (635 amino acids)
Biological process (GO): propionate catabolic process; cellular response to glucose stimulus; cellular response to dexamethasone stimulus
Cellular component (GO): cytosol; mitochondrion
Molecular function (GO): phosphoenolpyruvate carboxykinase (GTP) activity; GTP binding; manganese ion binding
Source: RefSeq, a predicted model, not a curated record